AGCUCGUCUCCGGCUGAUCGUCCUCGGUGAUCACUUCCCCGCUGCUCGUCUUCACAAGUUCUACUCAACCCGAACCAAGCUUCCUCUCAGUCGACAUGGAGCAGACCUUCAUCGCUGUGAAGCCCGACGGCGUCCAGAGAGGACUCUGCGGCGAGAUCAUCAAGCGCCUGGAAACCAGAGGCUUCAGGCUGGUGGCUGCCAAGUUCGUGCAGAGCUCCGAGGAUCACAUGAAGCAGCACUACCUGGACCUGAAGGACAUGCCCUUCUACGGUGGUCUGUGCAAGUACAUGUCCUCCGGACCCGUCUUCGCCAUGGUUUGGGAGGGUCAGAGCAUCGUGAAGCUGGCCAGGAUGAUGUUGGGUGAGACCAACCCCGCCGACUCCAAGCCCGGCAGCAUCCGUGGUGACCUGUGCAUCAACAUCGGCAGGAACAUCAUCCACGGCAGCGACACCCUGGAGAACGCCAAGCGUGAGAUCGGCCUGUGGUUCAAGGCCGAGGAGUUCGUCAAAUACACCCCCUGCGCCCAGGCCUUCCUGUAUGAGUAGAACGGCCAAUCAUCAGCCAGUAAACUACAUCCAACUGGACCUCCCCGUCCUCCCUGCAGUCGAUCCUCUAACUUGGUCUUCACUCAUCAAUCCACAACAUGUAGCACUUCCCAAUAAAGUCUCAUGUUAACAACAACA
Molecule: messenger RNA, 683 nt
Organism: Sebastes umbrosus (honeycomb rockfish)
Lineage: Eukaryota; Metazoa; Chordata; Actinopteri; Perciformes; Sebastidae
Product: nucleoside diphosphate kinase B-like
Exons: 5
Coding region: 96-545 (149 amino acids)
Biological process (GO): regulation of apoptotic process; CTP biosynthetic process; UTP biosynthetic process
Molecular function (GO): nucleoside diphosphate kinase activity
Source: RefSeq, a predicted model, not a curated record